This is a messenger RNA of Balearica regulorum gibbericeps (East African grey crowned-crane), 2721 nucleotides long. NCBI's taxonomy places the organism in Eukaryota, Metazoa, Chordata, Aves, Gruiformes, Gruidae. The record is from RefSeq and is a predicted model, not a curated record.
AUGUAUCUUGCUCUUCUGGUGAUUUUCUUGCAGUGUUCAGAACUUUACACUGAGGAGAGAGUUUUUACUUUCAACACAGUUGAAAUCAAGGUUCAGCCAUCUGUCAAAGUAAAGAAUGGAGAUCCUAUGUCAAUUGUCUGCCAUGCUGAUAUUAGCAAAAGUGCGGAUUUCCAGCUGAAGCAUAAUUUUACAAUUUUUAAGGAUGGCAAGCUUGUGUUCAUGACUGUAUCAGACAAAGGAGAUGCACAAUAUGAAAUAUCUACGGCUAGAUCUUCAGAUACAGGAGACUAUGAAUGUACUGUGGAAGCAGGCAGAAAGACAAAAUCUAGUAACUCCUUACAUGUUUGGGUAACAGGUAUGACCAAGCCAAUCCUGACUGCUGAGAAAAAAGAAGUUUUAGAGGGUGAAGUUGUGAAAUUACGUUGUGAGCUGCCAGAAGAAGUACCUCCUUUAUAUUUCUUUUUCCGGAAGAUAAAGAUGAAUUCAACACCUAAAGAAAAAUAUGUAUAUGAACUAUAUAGAAAUUUUUCUGUAGUGGAAUUUUCUGUUGAAGAGGGAGAUAAUAUUUUACAAUUUGAUUGCUAUGGUAAGAGAAUUGUAAAACUUGAAUAUGAAACCUCAGAACACAGCAAUAAAACACUUGUUACAGUCAGGGAACCAUUUAUAAAGCCUACUCUGAAUGUCAAGCCCUCAAGUAAUAUUACAGAAGGAGACAGAAUACAGCUUGAAUGCUCAACUGUGGUAGCCCGAAUGCGUGACAUUGAAAUCAUACUCCAGAAAAACAAAACAAUACUGAACAGUGUACGAGAUGAGAAACUUUUGAGAUACUCUGCAGUAGCUACUCUAGAGGACAGUGGUGAAUACCUAUGUAAGGUGGAGCAAGGGAGAGCAUCUAAAACCACCAAACUGAAUGUUGUUGUGGCAGAGUUAUUCCCCGCACCAAUAUUGGCUACUUCUGCAAGUAAGCUGGAUGAAAAUAAAGAACUAACUUUGAGUUGCAGCAUUAGUGGUUUUCGGAAAGCUAACUUCUCUAUAUUACGGAGAAGUUCAAAUGGAGACAUCUGGUUGAAAAAUUCUAGGAACUUAACAAUGAAAGUUAAUGUGAAUGAUACUGGAUCCUAUAUCUGUAAAGCUGAAGUAAAAGGAAUAGUCAAGACGAGCAAACCUGUAAGGAUAAAUGUUUAUGCUCCAGUCUCCAAGCCAACUCUUUCCAUUGUUGGUGGUUUACCGGAAGUGGUGUUAGGGAAACCUCUACAGUUAAUCUGUCGUUCAGUGAUGGGAACGCCACCAAUAACAUUCACAUUCUACAAAGGAAAUGAAGUUAAGAAAAUAGUAAUUAAUGACACAUAUGCUACAUUCUUGGAUGAAAAUAUUAGACAAAAUGACAAAAGAGGAUAUAAAUGUGAUGCUAGAAAUAAUCACUCCAGUGGUAUGAAAGCUAGCAAUAUUCUAAACAUCACAGUAAUAGUUCCACACGGNAAUGCCAGUUUGGGCAGUAUUCCAUAUGGAGAAGUCGAAGAUGGCAGUGAGACUGCUUUUCUCUGCUCUGUGAAAGAAGGAUCUUGGCCAAUCCACUUCAGGAUUUUUCGAAAAACUGAUCGUGAAGUUCUUCUGUUUGAAAAAAGUGAAAAUGCAGACAGAGUCAUGUGGCGCAAGGAGGCAAUGAACAGCCAGGACACAGGGACGUAUUACUGCAUGGCUUCUAAUCGAGCUAAUGUGGAUGUGAAAAGUCAUCCAAUAACCAUCAGUGUCAUCUUAGCAUCUUGGCAGAAAGGUGUCAUUGCUGCAUUUGUCCUAAUACCUAUCGCAGGAGCAGUAACUCUCGCUUUAUGGUGGUUUUUGUGUAAGAAGAAAAAGGCUAAAGGACGAUCCAUGGAGAUGUCUGGUUCUGCCUUGGCUACAAACUUGACAAGUGAAAAACUGACAAGACAGCACAAUGAUGGAGACUACUAUUCAGGAUCAGGUUACAUUGAAGAUAGCGAGAAUCACAUGAAAUCAACAGAUGAGAGUAAAGGACCUGACCUUGAGAGUGCUGAGGUGGAGUACACUGAAGUUGAAGUAUCAACGCUUGAUCCUCACAGAGCUCCUGUACAGAAGGGGACUGAAACAGUUUAUAGUGAAAUCAGAAAAGCUAAUAAUGAUUCUGUGGAAAACAGGCAUUCUAGAAUACAAGGGCAUCCUGAUGCUACUUAGAGCAGUCGUCUCAAACAUCAGCUGGGAGAAGAAAACAAGCAAAGAUGGAAGAUGUUGCAAAUGUUUCUAAAGCUCUGCAGCACUUAUUUAUGAGUUUGUCAGGCUCUUCUUUUCAAAAUUUAUUUCCUCAGGGGAAACACUAGAGAUCUUCCUAAAGCAUUUAAUGGAAAAAAUUACAAAUAAAAAUUCUCAUAGGAAAGUGGCUCUAGAAACCACUGACCUAGGUUCCCAACUUUAAUUUCUCCUGAUAAUACAAUUUUGCCUUUCUAGCCUCCAAUUCAUCAUGCUCUGAGGAAAUAAAAAGGGAAGCUACAGUUGAGGAAGUACAUUUCUACAGUGCAGUAACUACUGUGAUGCUAGUAGGAUGUAGAAAUAUCUAAGCUUGCUUUAAACUAGCUAACUUGGUUAUCAGUAACACUCUACUGUGGCAGAACAGAGCUCAGCACAGCUUGGCCAGCCGUGUAUGUACUUUGACAUGAUCUUGCAGCUUGUGCUGAACUCCCAGUGCUGCAGCAGCUGGACUGCUAC